UUCAGUGUUCUUGUGUUUUAGCUCUUUGACUGUACUUGUUUGUGUACAAAUGUAAUAUCUGUGAAUGCGUGUAGUGGAUCAGACGGGGAAGGGUGUCCAAACAAACAGCUAACUAGAGAGCUCGAAAGAGAAAUGUCACAGCCUGGUUGUGAAGCGGUUCAGGCAACAAAUGAUGAUGCUAGCGAAUGUAAACGUUGUGCUGUAAAACUGGGAUAUUGGGAUGAUCCAUAUAUUUCAUUGUUUGUGCGCGGUACAGAGAGAAAAGCUCCUGAAAUCAAUCGUGGCUACUUUGCGCGCACCAAAGGUGUGGGGAUAUUUAUCGACAAAUUUUUAAAGAAAUGUGGAGGCAAAUGUCAGUUGAUAAAUUUGGGAUCGGGUUUUGACACAUUGUACUGGCGCUUGAAAGAUUCUGGACAGACAGUUUCAAAUUUCAUUGAAUUGGAUUUUCCCACAGUGACAGCAAGAAAGUGUUACCUAAUUAAACGCAAUAAAACUCUCCUAGAGAAAAUUCAUACUGAAGAUGGAGAAGUGAAACUCAGUGCCACAGAUUUACAUGCAGGAAAUUAUCACAUAGUUGGGGUUGAUUUGACUAAUCUUUCUGAAGUCCAGUCAAAGUUAAAUGAAGCAGAAGUCAAUUACAGUUUGCCAACAUUGUUUUUAGCAGAAUGUGUUUUGGUUUAUGUAGAAGUUCCAAGAGUUGAAGAACUUCUUAGCUGGAUAGCAAAGGACUUUAGUUCUGCUCUGUUUGUAAAUUAUGAGCAGGUGAAUAUGUCUGACAAAUUUGGGGAGGUGAUGCUUUCAAAUUUACGAUCAAGAGGCUGUCUCCUUGCAGGUGUUGCAAUGUGCCAAAGUCUCGAAACUCAAAAGAAAAGGUUCUUGAACACGUCUUGGGAUGGGGCUCGAGCUUGGGACAUGGUGCAGAUAUAUUCAGCUCUUCCUGCUUCAGAACGACAACGUAUAGAGCGCAUAGAAUUUUUGGAUGAACAAGAACUACUAACACAGUUAUUCCAACAUUACUGCAUUGUAAUAGCCUGGAAGGGUGAGAUAUUCAAUGACAUUGACAUAACAUAAAUCCAUUUAGGCUACAUUUUUUUAUGAAAUACUGCAGUAUUAAUUAGACAUUAAUUAAUUUUAUAUAAACGUAGCUUCAUGCUUGUCUGAACCAGAAGUCCUACUACUGCCAUCAAUAUAAUAAGCUGUAGAUUGAAUCUCUGAUAAGAGGUAAUUUUGUGAAAGAAAACCCUACUCAGAGACAAGGCUCAGCUGAAUGAAGCUGCUAUUAUCCUGUAGUGGCUAUGUGUGUAGUAUUAAUUCUGGUGUUUGGCUACCUUAUCAGCUGCAAUACCAGAAAUCAGGAUAGAAGGAUGCAUAAGAGAAGCAAAACUGCAUGGAAAAUGCUGGUGAGCUCACAGUGUGAGAUUUGAGGUGCAGGGCACAGAUCAUAUAGCUUUGAAUGGCUUUGAUUUUCAUACAAAUUUACAUUUUCAUGAAGCAUAUGGAUAAAUUUCCAUAAAUCUCCAGAGUUUCAGGUGAAAUUGGUGUUGUUAUCCACUUAAUUCCAUUCUCCAUUUUAUUUUUCCUAAAAAGAGCCACAGUCUGAACAAUAAAGUUACUUGUAAACAGUUUUCCAUUUAUAUUAAUGUGCACGUCAGUUUUAACCAUUAGGCAAGUGGAACCAUUCCACUGAAACUUUUAAUAUUUAAAGUAUAUGUGUUUCCUUAAUGUGUGUAUGAUGUGAUUUGCAAACAAGAACAACAUGUGUAAAGUAUUUAUUUUUGCAUAACAUAUGUCGUAUAACUUUUUCUGUAGCAUAUUUUAUGUUCACAUAUUCUAGACAUUUUGAGCUUCACUGUUUCUUCUUGGCACUGCAUAAUACAUAAAGAUAAUACAUGAAGUAAAUAAUGCAUGCCAGUCACUGCAAGAACAGUAUUUCUAAUCUACAUUUAAACUGCUAUUUUACAAAGUCGUAGAAAGAUCAAACUGGGCUAAUGAUGCAAUGAUCAAGUGUUACAAAUCAAUGGUGCCAUCAGUUACAAGUCUUCUAAUGUGUUCUAGCUCCUGUACUGAGUGAUUAAUCAUUACUUUCUCUCUGUCAGGUUCUUAGCAGUUAACACGUAAUAUGUUGACCUUGUAGCAUCAUUUCACUAGAGGCAUGUAUGAAACAUUUCCUAUGUAUUUGCAAAGUCAUCUUUAUUUUUUCCAGAGGGCCUUUAUGAUAUGAAAGAUGCUCAAAUUUCCCCUGUCAAUAAGAACAUCCCAUAAACAAACAGUGUGGCUGGUUCAUCCCAAGUAUUUAUUAUGUCAGAAGUGAGAUAUUUGAAAUUAAUUUACAUGUCUUCAGAUGCGUAAUGUUAUUAGAACCAUAUUGUCCAAGUUCUGUUGAAGUCAAUAAGAAUGUUUUGUGCACCAAUCUUUGUCAAACAUAUACAUUGAAUUAUCUUUAUAUAUUGAAAUAUUCUGCAUUUUGUUUAAAAUAAUCUGAAACAUCACUAAGAAAUAUAUAAAUGGUGUGCAACACAUCAAUGAAUUGGUUGAUUGUUAAAUUGAUCGAAAACUUCAAAAAUGAGCUUCAUUUAGGAGUAAUAAAUUAAAAAGAUAUGCCUUUCCUUGUCUGUAAGUUAUUUGGUUUGCUUCAAAAUAUUUUAUUCGGUGCUGUUUGUUAUAUAUUUGAGAAUUUAUUUUGAGAAAAAUGCCACCAAUCUUUUAUUCUCUUUAUUAACAUCACAAAUCAUUAUUUUCCAUUCUGUGUCCCAGACAUUCUCAUAAAAGAUUUUGUUGAAUUAUUGUACAUUCUUUUUAAAACCUUCUAUUUCUCUCACUUUUUUUACUGUUUAUGACAAAUUGUAGAGUUUGUAAAGUGAUAAAUUGGCCCUUGAAAUUUCUAGUAUUUUCCUUUUUUAUAUUAGUCAAUUUUGUCUUUGGAGUAACUGUUAGUGAGCUUAUUAUUCUUAGUGCUGUGAGGAAAGACAAUUGCUCAUGGUGUAGGACAAAUGUGAGAACAGAGAAUGCGCACGUAAACAUGGAGUGGAAUUAUAUAGCUCAUUUUACAAAAAUGGAUUUGUGAUCACACUUGAACUCAGUCAGCCACAAAACUUGAUGUAAUUAUUUGCAAGUUCAAAUAUUUAUUAGUUUACUCACAUAAUUGUGACCCAAGAUCCUGUGAUUCUGUAUGAUGUUUCUGUUUAGUCAUUUAUUUUCUCCAUGCAACUUGAUGAUCUUAAAUUUUUGGCGUCUUAGGUAUGUGAGGUGUUCAGGGUUGUGUAUAAAGUUCCAUCUUUAUUUAUUGCAAACAUUGUCAUUAAAAAAAUCAAUCAUGGAAGUGAAUAGUACAGAGAAAGCAAUUACCCAAAUACAUUCAUAUAAUGGAAGUGACUAACAGACUUGUGCCUUGAAAGAGACAUACAGGAUAUUGCUAUGCUUAUUACACAGCUACUCCUACAUUGUUGGAAAUGCUACAUCACUCAGGUUUUUUUUUACAUAAAUAUGAAUAAUUUACCCAUGGUUCACUUUUCUCAGUUUUACACUUGUAGUAGGUUACCUGUGACACAGUUAAUAUGUUAAGAUGGCCUCACAGUUUGAAGUUAGCAGAGUCAUUUAUGAAAUUACUCUUUUUUAAAGUUUAGCGGCUACAAUGGAUGUAAGGGCUGUAGGUUGUUGCUUCACCUUGUUGGCUACCGGUAGUGUCCUGAAAUUGGUAGGGAGAGCAACUCUGUAAUUUCAUUUAUUUAUUUUUAAAUCUAGAUUAGUAACCUACUCAACAUGAGGUCUUUUCUGAAUGGAUAUACAGAUUCAUCAGACAUAUGUGAAAUCAUGUGGUGUGGUGUUUUCAGUACUUCACAGUGCUGCCAACUCCUAAUUAUAAGAUGCCACUUUUUAAUACUGUUUACUUUGUGUGUUCGUAAAAAAACAGAAAGAAUGAAACGCUGCACCGAUUGGCUAAGAAGACCAGUUUUGGCUAAAGAAAAUACGUUAAGCCUGAGUAACAUCGUCCUACUGUGUAAAUGCAGUGCAUGUGUUAGUUAGGGGUCAACCUUGUCAACACCAACAAUUCAUUUAGUAGUAUUACUCUGAACUUUUCAAAAUCUCUUUGUUAUAUCAGCCAGUCUUCUUUUGCAAUCUGCUCAGUUACUAGCUAAUUCUAAUGUCUCCAGCUAAUGGUUAAGGCACUUGACAGUGGCAUUAGAAACUUUGACUGUGUUACAGUUGUGUUUUAUAACUGUAUAGGGCCACAAAUUAUGUGCUGCAGCAGUGAAAUACUGACUUCAUAAUCAUGGAGAUUAUAUUCCUGGUCUCAUAAUUAUGAGGAUGCUGGUUCAAAUGUAGGUUAUUUUUUGUUACUCGGAAAUUAAGGUCAUUAUUUUUACAUAUCAGUGUGAAGUAUCUCAUUUCCAUUAGCAUAGUUAGGCUGUUUAUAACUACAUUAGUAUAUAUGUAUGUCCCAAACUUUGUUGAAUGACAGUAUUUGCCAUAUUCUUUUGAAGGAACAGUUAAUAAUAAUUAUUGCAUUCACCUAUACACAAUCAUUUACAUGCAGAGAAACACAUUAACCAUAGUUUCUCAGCUAAAGAGUGCACCUCAUUAUUUCAUUAUACCUUCAUAAUGGCUUACCUGUAGAACAUAAAGCUAUUAUUACAGGUACAGGCCAGCACUUAACCUUUAAGUUGAUGAAGAUCUGAUCAGGAGAUAAAAAAAAAGGAAAAGGUCAAAUGAUUGUCACUAUGUUGUUGAGCCUGUAAUUUCCUUCAGAACUUUUUUUUAAAUACAACAUUCAUUCCAUACAUAAUGAUGAAACUUUCACAGGGAAGGUUAGUUUAGCUGUAUAAGCAAGUAUACAACUAACUUGUUACCUCUGGGAUAGAAUUACAUUCUGUAGAGCCGAUUCACAUUAUUGUUCCAGUCUAAUUCAAGUUUACAACUGCAGCUUAGAAUACAGUAUACAUUUCUGUAUGCAAAACUGAUCAUGUGUUACUAUUUAGUUCAUUGAUUAUGUUUUUCAAGUUUAUACAUUUAAUUUGGCCUAAAUUUGUCUGGUGUGUAGAUACUGAAACAUGUUAAUUUUGUACUGAGUAACUCAGUGAUGUCUAAGAAAGGGAUUAAAUUAUGAGAUGUGCAGUAAAUUACACAGAAAUUAUUUUAUACAUUAAACGGAACUAUAUUCAUAAGUGACAUGUAAGCUCACUUGAUAGGGACAUAAGAAAAUAAUUUUGAAUUGAAAUAGUUCACAAUGCAAUUUUUACUUGUAUUUUAGUUCUUCUAAUUCACCAUUCCAGAGCAGAUUGUUUUAUAUUUAGCUUUAUUUGUAUGAUGCAUGGUAUCAGUAUACAAUACUUGCAUCCAACAUAGUUUAAUAACACUAUCACCUUGAAAUAAAUGAGCCAUCCGUUAAUUACCUUUGGGACAACUUCACUACUACGAUUCUCCUUUGUUGUACAUAUGUACUGUUUCAAAUUCUAGUCUUUGCAAAGGCAUAAAUGAUUAUGUAGACUAAUAUUUAGUGAUAACCAAAGAUUUAGUAUUAAAGUCUCAGAUAAAGUUUAAGAACCUUCUUGAUAUUAUGCUUUCUGCAAUAUUCAUUAUUUCAAUAAUUCAUACUUUUUCACAUCAUCCAUUUCAAAGCUUGCUGUAGUUAUGUGAAGAAUGGUUCAUGAUCCAUGACAAGAUAUAUAACCCUCAAUUUACAGACUAAUCUCCAUUGUAUUCAGGCAGUACAAGACAAUAGCAGACUUUAUGCACUUGCAUAUAUUACUUAUUAUUAUUAUCAUUAGUAUUGCAAUUAGUGUUUUGUCUUGCAUAAAUUUGCAGUGUAUAAAGGUUACAUUAGAAUCCAGAUAAACAGUUUUACUCACUUCAAUAGUUAUAUUUAUUUUUCAUAUAAACAAUAUUUGAUUCUGGUAGGUUUAUUUUACAUAUCUUCCACCAUGUAUGCUUCAUGAAAGUGAGUAGGAAUUCUGAGAUUGGAAUGUUGCUGUUAUUUCUUUUUAAUUGCGUGUUUUCAUGAAAGUAGAAGGAAAGUGUACCUCACAUCCAUCACAAAUUUUGUAAGAGGGAGUACUAUUAUGUUUUGUAUUACUAUUGUGUUUUGUAUUAAUGAAGAAACAAAGCAACGAAAAUUCUAUUGCUUGAAAUAAGUUAUUUUUUCUUUCUGGAAUGAGACAGUAAGUCUGCCAGCCCCACAUUUAUUCUUAUUACAAUUUAUGAAUAACAUUGAAUGCUGGUUCCAGGUUUCUGUUAGGAUUGUAGAAAUAUUUCUAAAUAUCUUUAUCUCUCCUUGACAUUGAUUAAUACUGCAGUAUACAUAAUAAAAUAAAUUUUAUAAGUCCAUAGAUAAAAUGUUUAAAUAUUAAAAUCUGAUUAUUUAGAUAUCUUAUUUUUCAUUUGGUUACCGUUUCAUGUUCUUUGCAUAUUUAUCAGUGUGUGUCAUUGAUUCAUGUAGUAGAGAUUUGUCAUUUAUAUUGUUAAUGCAGUAAAUAACUUUUUCAUGAUGUAUCACAUGCAGUUCAAUGAAGAUUAACAUCCUGCUUGUGAUAUUAAAUGGCUGUGCAUCAUUCAUGCUAGCAUGUGUUAAUAAUGUAAGACUGUUGUUAUUGUAUAAAGUCUCACAAUGUUCAGGUACCCUAUGAAAUAGAAAAUAUGUGGCGAGUUGAUGUUAAAUACCAUGCCUGUUGAACUUACUGGUGUGGAUAAAAGAAAAAAAAUAUUAGAUUUAACACUGGGAUGUACCAUAUAAGUGACUUUUGCAUUAUGAUCAGCCUUUUAGAACACUUUUCUGGGGUAAUGGGUGAAUGUUUCACUUGAUAGUUCAUUACAGUAUGAUUGUCUAAUUAUAUCACUAUAUGUGUGUGUCCAGUGGAAAUUGUAGGUAUAACUUCAAAAAUGCUAUUAUAUUGAUACCUAUGGUAACUAGUCUUCUUAUAUUUUCAUAUGUGUAUUAAUGAUUUGUAAGCAUUAGAUAUUAAAAUAUCAUUUCUGUCUGCUUACAUUUCUUCAGUUUUUUUUUUCAAUUAAGUUCCUGUUUUUAUUUUCAAUUUAUUGAUUUUCUGUUACAUUUAAUUCAAACUCCCUGUGAAUUUGUAAUAAAAGGUUGUAUUUUAUUAAUUUGAUUGGUGGGUGGAAUGUUGUAUAAAUCACUAACUAUGAAAGAAAAAUUUAUCAUGUGAAUUAUGAGAGUUUUGAGUAGUUGUAAUUUUCUGUUAUAAAGACUUCCUUAUAUACUAAUCCGAGUACAAGACACAUUUCAUUCUUGUCUUGCUUAUGCCUUUGUCAGUUAAUUUCUUUGUCAUGCUGACAUUUCAUAAUUGGUGAGAGAUACUGUUUGCAUUGGCAUUUCUGUUCUGUGAUAUCAAUAUGUGAAGUCAACAUGUGGAUGUGAAGUGUAUAAUCCAAGGUUUUCGUGUCGUACCAAUGUUAAAGAACAUUUCAAUAUCUGCAAUAAAAUUAAUCUGGGUUGAGUCCUCAGACUUUACCAUUACAACCUGUUA
Schistocerca piceifrons (Central American locust) is the source of this 7478-nucleotide messenger RNA. Its product is annotated as leucine carboxyl methyltransferase 1. Gene Ontology annotation, biological process: C-terminal protein methylation. Gene Ontology annotation, cellular component: cytosol. The coding region runs from base 133 to 1071 and encodes 312 amino acids. The record is from RefSeq and is a predicted model, not a curated record. Gene Ontology annotation, molecular function: protein C-terminal leucine carboxyl O-methyltransferase activity. NCBI's taxonomy places the organism in Eukaryota, Metazoa, Arthropoda, Insecta, Orthoptera, Acrididae. The transcript is spliced from 5 exons.